AUGGCCAGCACAACGGCCUCAGCACGACGAGACGGCUCUCCGUCCGUUACGCCGCGGACGAGCUUCUCACCUUCCUCCCAGCCUCCUGGUCUCAUCUUACUCGUCUACCCCAUCACGUUGAUCGUUGGAGCGAUCUUCAGAACCAUCUCUCCCACCGCGAGGGAUGCCCGCGUCGAGAAGCCUCUAGCACCCACGCUGGCAUCUGAUCUGAACGUACCGCAUCAUCCAUCCUCGGUAAACUACUUCGCUCGCAAGGACAAUAUCUUCAACUUGUACUUUGUCAAGAUUGGCUGGCUGUGGACUACGCUCGCUUUCGUCGUAUUGCUGCUGACGCAGCCGGCGUAUUCGAAUUCGAGGACGCGGGGCAGAAGGACGGUCCAGGCGUUGGCGCGUUAUGGGAUUGUGACCUUUGCGUGGAUAUUGACAACGCAGUGGUUCUUCGGGCCGGCGAUAGUUGAUCGCAGUUUUGUCCUUACUGGAGGCAGAUGCGAGGACGUACGGCCCAAGACCCCGGGACAUCCGGCUUCGGAGCUGAGUGCGGUGUUUACGGCUGCGGCGUGCAAAGCGGCCGGGGGUGCAUGGCGCGGUGGGCAUGAUGUGAGCGGACAUGUGUUUAUGCUCGUCCUGGCAAGCGCCUUCUUGGUCUUUGAGGCUUUGGGCGCGUCUAGGGCGGAGAGCGGAACAUCUGUCGAAGGCAGCAAAGCGAAACAGGACAGUGAAGAACCGGCUGAGAAGCAGUCAGAUCUUUCCCCAGAUGACACAGUUAAAGUCUGGGGCCUGCGGUUCGUGUGGGGAGUAGCAGGACUGAGCUGGUGGAUGCUCUUCAUGACUGCCAUCUGGUUCCAUACAUGGUUGGAGAAGAUAUCCGGUUUGGCCAUCGCCAUUGGCGCUGUUUAUAUUAGCUACUUCCUUCCUAGGAUUCUGUCCCCUUGGAGAGAUAUUGUCGGAUUUCCCGGUGUAUAG
Molecule: messenger RNA, 963 nt
Organism: Paecilomyces variotii
Lineage: Eukaryota; Fungi; Ascomycota; Eurotiomycetes; Eurotiales; Thermoascaceae
Product: putative inositol phospholipid biosynthesis protein Scs3
Exons: 2
Coding region: 1-963 (320 amino acids)
Biological process (GO): phospholipid biosynthetic process; lipid droplet organization; lipid storage
Cellular component (GO): endoplasmic reticulum membrane
Source: RefSeq, a predicted model, not a curated record